AUAAAUUGGGACUGAGAGGGUAUAAUUUUAUAAAAUACUAAAAACAAUUUAAAGUAAAUUCAUAAUAAUAUGAUUUAGCUUUGCUUCAUGUGUAAAUUUACCUAUGAAAAGAAAAUUAAAACAGCAAAAACAGGAAAUAAUGACAUAGAAGGUUUUAAAAGACAAAAAAAUGACCAUUUUGAAACUUUACAAAAAAAUUGACCCCUGCCUCCUCUCAAUCGAGAUCUACGCCAGUGAAUUGGAGUUGCAAGGUCUCCAUCGCAGGUCUCAUCUAUCGUCCAUCAUCACCUCACAGCCGCAGCCUGCCCCUCUAGCGGCCGCCGUCUGCCUCCGCUGCUCAGCUCCUCCAGUCGUCGUCGCCCUCCACCGGUCUUCAAUUCGUUGUCGAUACGCCAAUCCAGAGUCCGCCAUUAAUGGUGUGGGGAGCUUUGCUUGGUCAACUGACUGGUUUGGAGCUUCUUCUCGGAUGAAAUCCAAACUCCGUCUUUUUAAACAUACCUUGAAUUUCUCAUUUGAGAAGAAGAAUUUAAAAUCUCAACCAAUGAUUGAUUGAACCAGAGAUGAUUAUCACCAUUAAUGGCAGUUGGGAGCUCCCAUGUAACUACGAAUGCGAUCCAGGCUUCUUCUACAGGAGAUUUUCGAGGCUGAAUAUCUCGUAUAAACAAGGGUGAUUAAAUGUGUUCAACAUCUUGAUGUUGGUCCGUGAGCAUAUACAACAUUGUGGUAUCAACACGAGAAUUCCACUGUCAAAGCUCAGUCUUGAGAUUGACUACGAUGGACU
Molecule: messenger RNA, 781 nt
Organism: Cuscuta europaea
Lineage: Eukaryota; Viridiplantae; Streptophyta; Magnoliopsida; Solanales; Convolvulaceae
Source: the annotation of a GenBank genome assembly